Messenger RNA from Acanthisitta chloris (rifleman), 916 nucleotides. RefSeq names its product nuclear receptor subfamily 2 group C member 1-like. Gene Ontology annotation, molecular function: nuclear receptor activity; zinc ion binding; RNA polymerase II cis-regulatory region sequence-specific DNA binding. Gene Ontology annotation, biological process: anatomical structure development; cell differentiation; negative regulation of transcription by RNA polymerase II. The record is from RefSeq and is a predicted model, not a curated record. The transcript has 7 exons. The annotation marks the transcript as partial. NCBI's taxonomy places the organism in Eukaryota, Metazoa, Chordata, Aves, Passeriformes, Acanthisittidae.
GAAAUUCUGGUGAUUAAAGAUCAUGACAACCAUAGAGGAACUGGCCCACCAAAUUAUUGAACAGCAAAUGGGAGAGGUUACACAUUCCCAGGGAGCUGUUACACAAAGACUAAUGGAUGGGACACCACAACGAAUACAGAUUGUCCCUGCAGAUUCAGGCCUCUCUCUAUCACAGCGCAUACAGAUUGUCACAGAUCAGCAGACGGGCCAGAAGAUUCAGAUUGUUACAGCACUUGAUCAGAGCUCAGCAGGCAAGCAGUUCAUCUUAACAAAUCAUGAUGGCUCUACCCCAAGCAAGGUGAUCCUUGCCAGACAAGAUUCCACUCCAGGAAAAGUUAUCCUAGCAACUCCAGAUGCUGCAGGUGUCAACCAACUGUUUUUUGCAUCCCCUGAUAUAUCUUCACAACACAUCCAGAUUUUAACAGACAACUCCCCCAAUGAACAGGGCUUAAAUAAAGUGUUUGAUCUGUGUGUGGUAUGUGGAGACAAGGCAUCAGGCCGUCACUAUGGAGCAGUAACUUGUGAGGGGUGCAAAGGAUUCUUCAAAAGGAGUAUCCGGAAGAACUUGGUUUAUUCGUGCCGGGGAGCAAAAGAUUGUGUGAUUAACAAACACCACCGGAACCGCUGUCAGUACUGCAGGCUGCAGAGAUGCAUUGCCUUCGGCAUGAAACAAGAUUCUGUGCAGUGUGAGAGGAAACCUAUUGAAGUGUCACGAGAAAAACCUUCAAACUGUGCAGCUUCUACAGAAAAGAUCUACAUACGGAAAGAUCUUCGAAGUCCUUUAGCUGCAACCCCAACUUUUGUAACAGACAAUGAAACAGCAAGGUCAACAGGUCUGCUGGAGUCGGGAAUGUUUGUUAACAUUCAUCCAUCUGCAAUAAAAAGUGAGCCCACUGUGCUGAUGACUCCAGAUAAG